UGCCGAUCAUCACCCAAAGAUAGCACGAAGAGGCAGUGGCACGGGGCCAUUAUCCAGACCAUGCAUGGGCCAUUGCCUUCAUAUUCCACCAACCUAGUAUCAUGUCCACGACUGUUCCAAGGCGGAGCUUAGUUGCGCAGGUCUUGGCUAGGCGGGCGAUCAGCACUGCAAUCUUCUGUUCGGCAUAUUCGCCUAACACAUGUCUCCUCUCAGUUUUCAGCCUACGGCCAAGUGAAGCCGAUCAACCGAGAACGAGCGAGUUCAAAGUAUUCCUCAGGUCUCCGUGGAGGACUCAUCUAGGGUCCCCACAGGCCACCAUAUAAAUGAAACACGCAAAAUUCUCUGAGAGUGGACAGCGGGAUCAUUGCACA
Aspergillus welwitschiae is the source of this 371-nucleotide messenger RNA. RefSeq lists its product as uncharacterized. The transcript has a single exon. Lineage: Eukaryota; Fungi; Ascomycota; Eurotiomycetes; Eurotiales; Aspergillaceae. The coding region runs from base 102 to 323 and encodes 73 amino acids. The record is from RefSeq and is a predicted model, not a curated record.